AUAAUUUCUUUAUGUUUGGUACAUUUUUCAAAUUGCACAUUAUCCUAACUCUCAGUUUAAAUAUAUAUUAUAUUUCAAGCCAGUGAUUGGAAAGUAGCGUGAAAUGUGCCUUUUGAAUGUCUCACCACAGUGAUUUUGUAUAACUAUAUUCAAUCUGUAGUUAAUCAAAUAAUAUUUCAGUGGAUGAAACAAGAACAUAAAUAAUUGAGGGAUUUCUAAAGGGCAUUGUAAUUGGAAAAUUACUAAAUAAUAUCACAAUUAUAGCCAAUUAUAACUCUACAACCCUAUGUUAGCAUGAAAAUGAUUUUCUUUUUGUCAAUAACUGAUUGAAGAUAUGACUCUUCUGUCUUAUUUGUCACGUCUUAAUGGGCAAAGAACAAGAAAUAUGCAAUGCGGGGAUGAUGUUACCCAUAGAAAUGGACAAGGUGCAGAUAGACCUGUCGACCGAUGCAAAGAAUCUGAAUUUAAAGGGUUCAAAAUUCCUCCCUUUUAGUGUGAGUGACCGUGAGAGAGAGUCAGAGUGUUAUAUUCCUGGUUAUCUCGGACGUUCAGGGGUAUUUUCAUGGGGCAAACGAUCUUUCAGCUAUUUCUCAGGGGCGCAGGGCAAAGAGGAGGGAGGGGAAGCACAGCCGACACAAAAGGCAACAUUAUUCCCCGGCGGAUCUGCGCUACAUCCCGUUAUGAAUGGAGUAUUGAAAAAUACAACAUUGGGGACUAGAUUAUUUUUCAUCCCUCAUAACUGAACCAUUUGUCCCAGGGUUUCGAGCGGUUUGUUAGCACGCUGUGCCCAAUGGAACAGCCAUGGUGCUGGGCUGCUCUGCAUUAAAAUCCCUGCUUCCUAAUUGGACAGCACAAUGACCUCUGGUUGCCUCUGCUCUCCACAACCUCCUCCCUCCUGCCUUUCACCUUUCAACUUAAUGUCAUGGCCUUCCAUACAUGCAAUAUGGCCGUCAAUACAAUUAAAUUAAAUAACACAGGGUAGAGGCUCCAAAUGCAUUGGCCAGGGUUAGUGUAGUUGAACAGGGUCAAGGUUAGCGGGUUUGUUAAGCUGUUGAUUGGUGCUGAAGGGUGUUAGAGGAGGAUACUUGGCCUCACUGACCUGUCAGUGUAUUUACAGUGCAUUACAGUAUCUGCUAUGGUAAUAUACAGUGUAGCUACACUAUACUACAACAUAUGGGCAGAAUCCAACUGAACUGGACACAUAUCUACAGGUAGAGGAGCAGGUGAAUUUGGUCUUGCCACCCUCCCCUUCUAGCUGCUGCUUACCCCCUCUCCUCCUAUUCUCCCAGGAGCCGAGAGGCGCCCCUGUGGUGUCAUCGGCUGCCUAAGCGUUUCGGAGAGUUCCAGUGACAGAUUGCAGGAAGCAGCGUUUAGGCCUGACGAUCGGGACCACAGACAGCAGAAAUGUCUUUUUGUUGGCCCCUGGGCUCGGAAUGUCCACUAUCUCCAGGGGCCAAUAUCAUAUUCUCCUUCUCCCCUCAUCAUCCGUCCCCAGUCCCCAAACUAACUAGUACACAUUCCUUUGUAAGGUCAAAGAGGCUUUUGGUCCAAUACAAAGACAAACAACCAACCCAAAAGUCUGAUCAGACAUAGGCAAAACAAGCAUUUUCCUAAAAAAAAGACUUUUGAAAAUAUGUCACAUUUAGAUUGCUUACCGCUUUAUCAAACAAUUAUACAAACCAAACUUUUCUUCAGAAUUCAGUGGAUAAAUAUGAGCAUGAGGAUGUGAUUUCAGGACAAUGCAAUUAAAGAGUUUAUUACAGAAGUCAGUCAGACCUAUUUUGAAAAACAAACAUCCCUCCAGGCAAGAGCUGUUUGUUGGCAAAAUCAAGAGAAAUCAAGCAGCAGCAGUUUGCAAUGUUUCUUGCUGCUCCCUAUGAAACCAGAUUCUUUGGUCACGCUUUUUUGUGCUUCCUAGUAUAGCAGGUGGUUCAGGGCAGGGUACCGGAGAAAGAAGCUGUUUAUCAGUCUCUUAGUCCCAGCUUUGAUGCACCCGUACUGUCUACGCCUUCUAGACAUACUGUAUAACUACUGGCGUCCCUUACUUACUGCCCUCCGAAGUACAGAAUAGACAAAUUUGAAAAUAAAAUAUAAUGUUUGCCACUCUGUUGGGGUAGCGGUGGCACAUGUCCACUCACUGCCACCUGGGUGAUGCAUGGCACUGGUAUCCAUUUUGUACCAGCAUGCUCACCACAGGUCACAACAGUUUCUCUGUGCCCAGUGUUUUAGCAGCCAGCCAGUGUGCAGUGGGGUGGGGUGGGGUGGCAGUGUAGUAGGCAGCUAGGCAGCCAUUUUGGCCUGGGGAAAUGGGCCAGUCGGCUUCAUGCUCCAGCAGGUCCUGGGGCACACUGGGAGUUGUUUUAGUGCCAAUCAAUCUGGAGUGGACACAAAGACAAAAAAAAUGAAAAUCUGAAGAGUUCAUUGGCUGACUGCUACCCCAAAUAUAAAAUGAAUCCCUUAAACUUAUUCCAUUUUAAAUCAACCUUAAGUAUAUCCUACACAGCAUGGUGUGCCCACUCACACCUCUCCUCUCCAUCACUGGAACACACACACACACACACACACACACACACACACACACGCACACGCACACACGCACACACACACACACACACACCGGUUUCAUUUCAGUGCAUGGUUUUUGGAAACUAUUUAUGUUCCAACUUCCAACCAAUAAGCUUCACUUGCCUGAUACUAUCAUCGAUACUAACUCCCCACUACUGUAUAGUCAUUUGGCUGCAGGGGGUUGCACUAGAAACAGCUAUCCAAUACUAUGUUGGGAAUACAAUGUUAUUGAUUAUGAGUAGUAGCAGUAGACUAGUGGUGGGCAGUGAGUACCAGUAUUAGGGGUCCAGGACUGUUUCAGCAGUGAAGAGAAACAGAAAAAGGCAGGAAGGUAGGUAAUGUGUGUGUGAGAGCGACAGAGAGACAGAGACGGAGAUAGAGUCCAGUGCACUGAUUGGUUGUGUGUGUAAGUGUGUGUUCCACCAGGCACCCAGACUGAUUGGAGCGUCAGUCAGACAGCGAGCCAUGCGAGGGCAGCGCGUAGCAGAUUGUGUGCGUAGACCAUGUGGAGGCUGGACAGUGGUUGUCUGGCUGCUGUUGUCCCUGCUAGGUUCCCUGCUACUGGUGGGCAUCAGUGGGAUUCUGCAGAUCGGUGAGUAUAUGACCAAAAUCAGCAGACGAGCCAUAUCCACCAAUAGCACGACGACGAUGACUGCCAUGAAGACAACGCAUUCUCAAGUGCGUCUGGUGAACGGGCGUAACAGGUGUGAGGGGCGUGUGGAGGUUUGGCACAACGGGACAUGGGGUACAGUGUGUGAUGACGACUGGGACAUGGUAGAUGCCAACGUGGUGUGUCGGCAGUUGGACUGUGGUCUGGCCAUGGCGGUGGGCAGCAUCUCAGAGUAUGGCCAGGGCUCAGGGCCCGUCCUGCUGGACAAUGUAGACUGCAAAGGAGGGGAGACAGACCUGGGACAGUGUGGAAGUCUGGGCUGGGGCAUCCACAACUGUUACCACUAUGAGGACGUGUCUGUCACAUGCAAAGAUACAUCAGUGCUGGAGUCACGGGGCAUGGGCGAGCCCACCACUCCGUCUAGGAGAAACUCAGGGUUAAGAGAUGGUACAAUCCGGUUAGUUGGUGGACUGGACUACUGCCAGGGACGGGUGGAGGUCUACUACCGUGGCAGCUGGGGGACGGUGUGUGAUGACGACUGGGGUAUGAGAGACGCAGGGGUGGUGUGCCAGCAGAUAUACUGUGGCCAUGCCAUUUCCUCCACCACCAAUGCCUAUUUUGGCUACGGGACAGGCCUGAUUCUACUGGACAACGUCAACUGUAAUGGCUACGAGAACCAGCUGAGUAAGUGCUACAGCCUGGGCUGGGGGAUACACAACUGUGGACAUCAUGAGGACGCUGGGGUUAUCUGUUCAGGCUCAGGAUCCACUACCGUUCCUCCUAUGAACACUGAAACCAUGGGCAUGGGAAGGGGAUUCUUUCAGACUGCCAGCACUGCAGUAACCGACCAAACAGAAUUAGUCACCGAAGCAACUACGGCUGUGACACCGGUUGCUAUGACAACGAGAGAGCGGCCCACCAUCCGCGUGGUGAAUGGUAACAGCAGCUGCCAGGGCCGUGUGGAGGUGUUCCACAACAACCAGUGGGGCACGGUGUGUGACGAUGACUGGGAUCUGCCCAAUGCCCAGGUGGUGUGUAGGCAUCUGGGCUGUGGCCCUGCCAUCUCUGCCAAGGUCCUGGCCUACUUCGGCUACGGCUCGGGCCCCAUCCUGCUGGACAAUGUGGACUGUAGGGGCAGUGAAGGGGAGCUGUCGGCUUGUUUCCACCUGGGCUGGGGACAGCACAACUGUGGACAUCAUGAAGACGCUGGAGUCAUCUGUACACCCUUUCAGCUUGUGGGACCUGGAAAUGACUUUGGGAUGACAGAGAGAACGCCCACCACUAGACCACCAAGUGAAGGCCUGGCGAGGUUGGUGGGCGGGCAGCACCGCUGCGAGGGCCGGGUGGAGAUGUUCUCAGGGGCGGAAUGGGGUACGGUGUGCGACGAUGCCUGGGACAUGCCUGAUGCCCAGGUGGUGUGUCGCCAGCUGGGCUGUGGGGAGGCUGCUACGGCCCGUGUGGAGGCCUUCUUUGGGCCCGGCAGCGGCACCAUCCUCCUGGACAAUCUGAAGUGCAGCGGCUCUGAGGCCUCUCUCCAGCAGUGCUCCCACAUAUCCUGGGAAGUGCACAACUGUGACCACUCUGAAGACGCCGGCGUCACCUGCUCACUGUCGUGAUUCCAGCAGUGAUUCGCCGCCAUGGAGCCGCCAAACUCCUCCCAAAUCCACUGCCAACUAAUAGGACGGGCGCCAUGGGUAGCACAACCCGGGACUUGUAAACAUUAUGUAAAUAACAGCUCAUCCCAAUGCCAAACAUAAGGAAGACUACAGCAACAACAAACAAACAAGAAAAGAAACUAACAUAUGAUGAUAUAUGAUUAAAUAUUAUAAUAAUCUAUUCCUAUUAAGCACUUUAUAAAUAUAUAUAAAUAUAUAUGAUAUAAAAUACGCUGUACACAUUUUUUUAUAUAUUUGAUAAACAGUGGAAACCAACGUUUUAAACCGA
This is a messenger RNA of Oncorhynchus tshawytscha (Chinook salmon), 5119 nucleotides long. Its product is annotated as scavenger receptor cysteine-rich domain-containing group B protein. Gene Ontology annotation, cellular component: membrane. NCBI's taxonomy places the organism in Eukaryota, Metazoa, Chordata, Actinopteri, Salmoniformes, Salmonidae. The coding region runs from base 3031 to 4791 and encodes 586 amino acids. The record is from RefSeq and is a predicted model, not a curated record. The transcript is spliced from 11 exons.